UUUACGAAUUGAUAGGUGGUCGCGUUUUGUUUGGCCGAGUGGAUCUGCGCAAGAGAGCCCAGGAGCUUUGCGUUUCCUUCUCUUAAAGGAUUAGUACUAGCUAUGGCCACCAAAAGACUGCGGAAGAACCGCUGCUCUGGCGACACACAGCUGGUGUCUUGGAUAAGUGCGCAUAAAAGUUCCACAGGGCACUGACCUCUCCAUUUAGCACGGCUGGAAACUCCCUCAACUAUCUUUCGGACUCUCAGAAUCUCCUUCAAUUGAGUUUGGUAAAUGAUACUUUAUUCUUUUCAUAUACGUGGUGGGACUGCAAGGCGUUGAUUACAGAUCUCCAUUACAACUAUUGUACCGUUACUUUCCUCGUUCGUUGUGACUAAGAUCAAGGAAACAGCGGAGAUGACAACCGAAACCGCUCAGCAGCAGCUGGACCCACCGCCUCUGCGAACUAGCCCAGCGUCCGAUGCCAUGCAUUCCGCGCUGCAGAGCGCACAGACGGUUUUAGAUGCCGCAGGAUCAUCGGCCACCACCAAGGGCAAGAAAGCAAACUCAGGCAUGAGACGCCCCGAGAAACCGCCUUAUUCUUACAUCGCCCUAAUUGUAAUGGCGAUCCAGAGUUCCCCUACUAAGAGGUUGACACUCAGCGAGAUAUACCAAUUCCUCCAGGCCCGAUUUCCAUUCUUUAGGGGAUCGUAUCAGGGCUGGAAAAAUUCAGUUAGACACAAUCUCUCUCUCAACGAAUGCUUCAUUAAAUUGCCCAAGGGCCUUGGGAGACCUGGUAAAGGACAUUACUGGACAAUAGAUCCUGGCAGCGAGUUUAUGUUCGAGGAGGGGUCUUUUCGCCGCAGACCCCGAGGAUUCCGUAGGAAAUGCCAAGCCCUUAAACCAAUGUACCGGAUGAUGAACGGCAUCGGCUUCGGUACAUCGAUGCUGCCUCAAAACUUUGAUUUCCAGUCACCGUCUGCAUCAUUGGCUUGUCACGCCAAUGGUUACAACUUGGACAUGAUGACUAACGGUGUGCCUGGUGUGCCCGCGGGAUACGACGGGCUAAGCGCGGGCCACCAUGUGCCUCAUAUGUCGCCAAGCCCUGGAUCCACUUACAUGGCAGCUUGUCAAGUGACGUCUAACGGUGACUAUGGUCCCGAUAGCAGCAGCAGUCCCCUACAUUCGCCCCCUGCGAUGACCAGCUCCCUGGAGUGUCACUCGCCCUAUGCAGCUUCGGCGCAUUGGGCCUCCUCCAGUGUGUCUCCCUACAUCAAGCAGCAACCACUUGCCUCUAGCAGUCCGACCUCCUCCGGUUUACACUCGAGUAUGUCACCGUACUCCAUCGAGCAGAGCUACCUUCACCACAACGGCAGGGACUCCACGGAUAUUUCAGUGGGAAUACCGCGAUAUCAAAGUCAUUCUUCGCCAGUGUGUGACAGGAAAGAUUUUGUGUUGAACUUUAAUGGGAUCACAUCCUUUCAUCCCACCGCCAGUGGAUCGUACUACCAUCAAUUACACCAUCAUCAUCAAGGUGUGUGCCAAGAUGUCAAGCCAUGUGUAAUGUAAACGCCAAUAAGUCGCCAGAUACGCCAAGAAUCAUGUAGGCCAUAGGACACUGGAUUCCAUAUUGCGCUGACAAUGCCGAGCAGUAUUGUAAGAAACAGAGCCAACACACUCUGUGACACCUUGGAAUAUUCAAUCAUUCAGUUUAGAAAAUGGUUUUGUAACACCAGUUUUCUAGAAAAACAAAAUCACAAAGAUAAUACACUAGGCUAUUGCUUCUGCUAUGAAAAUAUCGGAGUUUGCCUCAUACACGCACAAGCAACAAAAGAAAAAAAGAGUGACUUGUGCACAAUGAAUUCACGCCGCCAAAGCCUGUAAAACAUGGCUGUUAUUAUGCAACAGCAUGUUUUAAAGUCAAAUGAAGAGGAUGGCAAGUACCAUCAUUUCAGUUGUAUGUUAAGUUUUAUUUCCAUUUCUAUAACAAAAUACACAACAUUUUAAUGAAUUAAUAACUGCACUUAUGUUACAUUUCAGUUUUUCCAGAAUGGAGUCAUGUACAGUAUAUCAAUAAAAUAUGUAUUCGAAAGUAA
Messenger RNA from Alosa alosa (allis shad), 2075 nucleotides. It is a transcript of the gene foxf2a, whose product is annotated as forkhead box F2a. Bases 397 to 1548 code for a protein of 383 amino acids. Gene Ontology annotation, molecular function: DNA-binding transcription factor activity, RNA polymerase II-specific; RNA polymerase II cis-regulatory region sequence-specific DNA binding. The transcript is spliced from 2 exons. The record is from RefSeq and is a predicted model, not a curated record. Gene Ontology annotation, cellular component: nucleus. Gene Ontology annotation, biological process: regulation of transcription by RNA polymerase II; animal organ morphogenesis. Lineage: Eukaryota; Metazoa; Chordata; Actinopteri; Clupeiformes; Clupeidae.